Messenger RNA from Paramecium octaurelia, 3121 nucleotides. Lineage: Eukaryota; Ciliophora; Oligohymenophorea; Peniculida; Parameciidae. The record is from the annotation of a GenBank genome assembly.
AUGGGCCAAAAAAAUAAAAGAAAAGGAAGAAGAAAUAAACAUCAACAAAUUUCAUUACCACCAUUGGAUGAAGACUAUAAAUAAAAUCUCUAUCUAGAGGGUAUCAAGUUUUAGUAAUCAAAGCUCUGGAGGGCAUAAAUAAAUUAAAAAAUUCAAAAGAUCUCUUCCUUUAGAAAUUAGUGAAGGAAGCUUAUUUGUUAUCAAAAACAUGGUUUGAAACCUGGAAAUUACACAUUGGAUAUGAUGCUGUUUUGAAGGGUGAAUAACCUGGAGGUAAGAAAUAUGGAAGGCAAUAACUUGGGGAGAUUAAUAAGGAUUUAAUAGCAGAUGAAGAAUAAUUUCAUGCUGCACCAGAGCUAUUUAAGUAAUUGGAUCCUCCUUUGAAUGAUGUGUAGCCAGUCAAAGAUUACAUUCUUAUUACGGAAGAGGCUUGGAAAUUCUUUUAAGGAAAAUACAAAGGUUAAGCUAUCAUAAGAAUAGCAAACUAGUAAAGCGAGUUUAAUUUGAAGAUAAUAAGUGUAAUAUUUAAUUGAUAUCUAAGCCUAAUAUAAUUUUUAUGACUCAAGAGAAAAUGAAUGAGAUUCAUUCACUUAAUUAAAGUUAACUGGUUAAUUCCCUCGACUUAUUGAGAAUGAGAAAAGCACAACUGUUUAGUGAUUGGAAAUUCGGAGAUUUGGAAACUUAUUGUUAAUAAAUAAUGGAGAGUAAUAAUAUUCAAAUAUGGCUAAUGAAUCCUUUGUAUGAAAAUAAUCAGAUUAAAUUGCAAUUGAUAAAAACUAUUCAUUAAUAGAAAAAUGUUUUAUUGGGUGAAUAACUAAUAGACGUAGAAUAUUAACAAUUUUAAUUAUCACAGUUUUUAAAAAAUCAUUUCAUUCUAGUAGUGUUUAAGAAUGAAGUUGAAUUAUCUUAAUUAGAUGUUAAAUUUGAGUUAAAUUAGAAAGGAUGUUGUCUAAAUUGUGAAUCGAAGGUUUUAUUGAAUUAUUCAUGUGCUUGCAAGAAAGUGUUUUACUGUAGUGAUACAUGCAGAUAUAAGGAUUAAGAAUUUCAUUCAAGACAAUGCACAAAAGCUUACGAUUCACAAGAUGAUGAAGACUUUGAUGCAAUCAAUUAUGAGGCUAUUUCUACGAAAUAUGGGGCAGGAUUAGCCAAUUUGGGUAAUACUUGCUAUAUGAAUUCAUCUCUCUAGAGUCUCUUUAGUUCAACUCAUUUCUAGGAAUUCCUAUCAAAUAAAUAAUAUUGGACUUAGAAUACUAUUAAAAGAAAUGUGUAACUGAAUUACAAAUUAGAGAAGCUCCUAAAAAACCUAUUGACUCAUAAUGAAGCAUUUUCUCCAUAUAGUUUCAGGUAGCAAUUGGCUCAAAAAUAUCCAUUUGUAAUUAUCCAUAUUCAUAAAUUAGUUUGGAAAGGAUUUCUAAUAGGAUGCUGCAGAAUUUAUACUAUAUCUUUUUGAUGCAUUGAACGAAGAGUUGAUAUUAAAGGAUGAUAAAUAGAAGCAUCAAUUUGAAUAGUAAUAAUUAGAAUUAGCAGAUGUUGAUAAGUCAGAACCUGUACAAGCCAAUAGUGACAGUGAAGAUGAAAGUAGUGAUGAAAAGGAAAAUCAAGAAUCUCAACAGUAACAAUAGUAGUAGCAGAUUCAAUUCCAUAAAAAGGUACAAUAAAAUGUAAAUUAAAUGAUGUAUGUAGUAAAUCAACAAUGAUAAUUAUGAAAAGGCGAUAGAGAUGAUCCACAAAAUGAAUAGUUCGCUUCUUCUUAAGAAUUUCUUAGGAAUCACUAGAUCUUAAAUUGAAUGUCCAAUCUGUGAAUAAAAGACAUAAAGUUAUGAAUAAUUUUCAAUAUUACCACUCCCUUUAAAUGCAACAUGUUAAUCUAAGCGCAAACAUUUAGUUGAUGUGUUUGUCAUUUCAAAUGAUUGGUAUCAACCAAGUAAAAAAAUAGUUUAUGAAUAUCAACCAAAUACAACUUUGUUAUCAGAGGUUAAAACAUAUAUAGGAGACAAGUUGGGGAUUGAACCUACAACUUUAUUAGGAGCUUUGUGUGCAAAUAGUAUAAUAGAUAUGUAUCUUUUCCAUGAUGAAGCUAAUCUUUCAAAAAUCAUAAACGACAAUUAAAAUAGCUACUUGUGUUUUUUUUAAUUAGACUAGAGCAUUUUUUCAAUAACUGAUGAAGAACAGUAUUUUGAUGUGAUGAUCUAUUCAUUUGAAAAGAAGAAUGCUUUCUCUUAUUAAUGUGAAAAUAUUUGUGUAGCCAUUCCAAAGAUAUUGAUAGUCAAGAAAUCUUGUACUGCAGCUCAAAUAUAUCAAUAAAUCUGGAAUAAACUUGGAGAACAUUCCAACUCUAAUUAAUUAAAAGAUAUUCAAAUUGAUGAACCAAAGUAGGAGAACCUAUUAAAUUCAUAGUAACUCAAGGAAGCUCUGAAUUACUAGGUAAUCAUUCAAACUAGAUUGCCAUCCAAAACUCCUUGUCCAUUUACAUGUGGCAAAUCAUUUAAAAAAGAGUAAAAACCUCAUUCUUGUGAAUUACCUUUGAAUAAUUCGACUACUUUGAAUGACUAUUUGAAUAAAAUAAAUUAUCCCAAUGCCGGUACUUCAUUGUCAAUAGAAUUUGUGGAAAAUGCCAUUCCUAAAUCCAUAAGAAUAGAAUUUGAACCUAAAAAUAACUACUUUAAACAUGAUAAAUGUAAAUUAAAUAUAAUAUUGAGUAGCAUUAGAUCUAAUAGAUCUGAUAGACAAUUUCGAGUCUAAAGAACCGUUGGUAGAUGAAAAUGCUUAUCAUUGUACCACUUGUAAUGAUUUAACUUUCGCCAUAAAGACAAUGAGUUUAGAAAAACUACCAGAUUAAUUGAUAAUCCAACUCAAAAGAUUUUAGUAUGAUGAACAAAAGGGGUUCUAGAAAAACAAUAUUUUAGUCGCAUACCCUGAAAAUAUAACGAUAAAUUAGAUUGAUUAUGAUUUAUAUGGUGUAGUAUAGCAUUUUGGAGGAUUAGACAAUGGUCACUAUACGGCAUACGGUAAGAGAUCAAAUAAAUGGAUUGAAUUCAAUGACAAAUAAACAAAAGAAGUCUAAGUGAAUGAUGUAAUAAACGACAAGAACGCGUACAUUCUAUUUUAUUAGAGGAAAUGA